CUUUUAGAAAUGACUUCUAGUGAUAGUGAGUGCGAGUUUACUUUCGGGGAAGGCAUAGAGUAUGCCUUGCAAGAAAUUUCAAUUGACUCCCAAGAUCGUCAAAUUUUCACAAGAGACGCGCAGACUAUUCAGAAUGCGUUUAUCCAAGCCAUAUCGCGCUACGAUCCCACAUUCAAGAAUGCCUUCAGAGGAUUAAGCUUGGGUGGUAGUUUUUUGGACGAUAUUCGUAUUGAACUACCGGAUGAAUUCGACAUGCAUGUUAAGAUUGUAUUGCCUUUCGAGGUAGAGCCAAUCAGAGUGUCCAAUUACCCAGGAUAUGUGUUUUUGCGAGUGGGCAAUCGCUAUGCUAGACACCAUUGUAUCCAAACGUAUGGCGCCGAUGGAAAAUUUAUUAAUCGCGAACUGAUUCAAACGUGGUUUCGCACCAAUAUCAGCGCUGUGAUGAACGAACUUCAAAACAUUCGUUGUGGAAAUAGGUCGUAUAGUUUGAAAUACACAGCCCACGGCUAUGGAGUGGCACAUACUUUAGUGGCUACGGAGCGUCGUCGACGUCAUCGGAAAAUAUAUUUUGAUUUUGUUCCCGUCUUCGAGUUCGAGGCAUGCGAAUGGCCCCGACAUUUUUCCAGGGUACCUAAUGCAGGUCGUACCUGGCUUGCUGUGCCUCGCAAAUAUAUGGGGAAAAAUGUAAAUGAUUCCCGGUCAUUUAUGGUGUGUGCUCCCCACUGGGAGCGUCUUGUAUUGCAUAAAAAGCAAAAUUUAAAGGACUCACUACGACUGAUGAAGGCCUUUCGAAAUGCGAACGAUAUGCCCCAUCUGGUCAGUUAUAUGAUAAAAACAUUGUACCUUAAUGCUGUGGAAGAAAGGAAAACCAAUUGGAACCAGGCACCUGGACGUAUACUCAUUCGUUUAAUGGUGGAGUUACUUAUGGAUCUAUUAGAUGGAUUUCAAGAAUUUUACUUAGCUCCAGAUCACAACAACUUUUCCAACAUUAGCCGCGAGGAGAUCCAAGAAUAUAAACGCAUUGUUGGACGAACUCUGAAGAAACUUAUAAGUCGUCGUAAUGCCGAUUACCUUACCUGGGACGAUUUGUCCAACUUCUUUGGUGUAGAGUGUUGA
Messenger RNA from Scaptodrosophila lebanonensis, 1116 nucleotides. RefSeq lists its product as uncharacterized. The transcript is spliced from 2 exons. Bases 10 to 1116 code for a protein of 368 amino acids. NCBI's taxonomy places the organism in Eukaryota, Metazoa, Arthropoda, Insecta, Diptera, Drosophilidae. The record is from RefSeq and is a predicted model, not a curated record.